Molecule: messenger RNA, 288 nt
Organism: Enterobius vermicularis (human pinworm)
Lineage: Eukaryota; Metazoa; Nematoda; Chromadorea; Rhabditida; Oxyuridae
Source: the annotation of a GenBank genome assembly
AUGUUGAUCAUUUUCACACUGCCACAAUUAGAGACAAACACUGGUGGACCGGGUAAGGAAACCCUUGACCAAAUCACUGUCCGUAUUGAGCAUGAAGCCGAAAGUGCUGAAUUUCAAGUCAAUGUUGUUAAAAGUGUUGAAUUUCCAAAAAAUGAUGAAAAAGUAAAAGUUGAAGACUGGCUUCAGUUACGUUCCUUAUUUACUUUUGCCGCUGAAGGAGAUCCACUAGCACUGCUUGCUCCAAUGGCAGCUCUCCUGUCCGCUACCGACAACGAUGGUUGCAAGUAG